Molecule: messenger RNA, 2320 nt
Organism: Sorghum bicolor (sorghum)
Lineage: Eukaryota; Viridiplantae; Streptophyta; Magnoliopsida; Poales; Poaceae
Exons: 5
Coding region: 1297-2001 (234 amino acids)
Source: RefSeq, a predicted model, not a curated record
CGGCGCCGAGGGUCGCGCGAGUGCGCCGCUCUGGGGCCGCGCGAGGACGCCGCUGUGGGGUAGGCCAUUGACGAGAUCUGAAACAGCUCAGUGAACGAGGUGUAGAUCCAUCCAUCUUGUGGUCUUGGUGAUGCGCAACAACCAGUCCCUUCAGAUCAAGAAGGUUCAAGUUCGGAAACCCUUUGUCGACAGAGAAGGUAAUUUUAUUUCCCCCUUAGCCAUUCAUUUUCUGGUGGAGGAUGAUGCCUCUUUCUAGUUUAUUGCUGAUUUCACAUUUUUUUAACAUAUGUUUUAGAUGGGUCAAAGAAAAUUAUACGUGCAGUAUUACUUGGACUACUGCCAUUAUAUAUGGAGGAGAAGAUUAAUUGUUGGUAUUCUUGUGUGUCUAGCCAUGCAUCUGUAUAGGAUUAAAUCAAGAAAAAGAAGAAGGGCCAUAACUUAUGCUCCCAUGAUAGAUAGAGAUGUUGAUAGAUUGGCACGUCUAAAUCGUUUGUAUCAUGGUACAGAGGCCCAUUGCAUAAGUGAGUUGCGUAUGAGGAAAGCUGUCUUUCAUAAACUAUGUGUUGAACUUAGAUCACGUGCCUUGCUAGAGGACACUUUUCAUGUAACAAUAGAGGAACAAGUUGCCAUGUUUAUCCAUUGUGUUGGGCACCAUUGGUCAAAUAGAUCAAUUGGUUUUGAGUUCAUGAGGUCAAGUGAAACGGUUAGUAGGUACUUUCAUCAUGUUUUAGAUGCCCUUUGUACCCUUGGUCGUGACCUCAUAUGCAUGACAUCCAUUGAGACACACUCAAAGAUAACAAGUUCUCCGGGCAGAUUUCACCCUUAUUUUGAGGGAUGCAUAGGAGCCUUGGAUGGUACACAUAUACCAGCAUGUGUACCUUUCCAUAUGUAAGAUCGGUUUAGGGGUAGGAAAUCAUAUACCACCCAAAAUGUGCUAGCAGCAGUUGAUUUUGACCUAAGAUUCAUAUAUGUUCUUGCCGGAUGGGAGGGCUCAGCACAUGACUCUUAUGUGCUUCAAGAUGCUCUAUCACGUCCUAAUGGGCUUAACAUACCAGAAGGCAAAUAUUUUCUUAGCUGAUGCUGGAUACGCAGCAAGGCCUGGUGUUUUACCCCCAUACCGUGGUACCCGAUAUCACCUAAAAGAGUAUAAGGGGACUAGGCAGCCUGAGAACCCGAAGGAAUUAUUCAAUCUUCGCCAUUCCUCACUUAGAACUACAGUUGAACGAGCAUUUGGGACCCUGAAGAAUCGUUUCAAAAUCUUCGCAAGUCAGACGCCUGCAUGGUGAAACUAGAUGCAUGGUGAUUAUUUCACAUAGCGGCAAUACAUUUGAUGAAACUAGAUGCAUGGUGAUUAUUUCAGAAUCUGAAAAGGCGCGUUUAUGUGACAGAGCCAGACGUCUGCUUGCUAAGCCUAUUAAGUUCUACAAUGAAAUGAAAGAACUAUUCAUGGGAUCAAAUGCUAAUGGAUCUUUGGCUAUGGAUCAGAACACAUGCAUGGAUGUUGAUGAUGGCUCAGAUAGUGAUGACUCAAGAGAACUAAUUGACCUCAAUGCCUACACACUGCCUGAAGAAGUUGAAGGUGAGGAUUCAGAUACUUUGCCAACUCCAACUAUACAUGCACCGGUUGAUAUUCCAUCUUCCAGCACUGAUCAAGUUAGUAGGAAGCGUCCAAGAGCCAAGAACUCUCCAACUAAGAAACCAAAACGCAAGAGUCGUUUUGCAGACUCCACUGAUGAAAUAUCUGCUACAAUGAAGUCACUUCGAGAAACACUAGCUGCCACUGCCCCUCCUCCAAUGCCACAACUUAGUGAUCCUCAUGCAGCAUUAUGGGGAAGACUAGAGGCAAUUCCAAUGACAUCGGAUCAGAGGGUUCUUGUUGGUGAACAAUUAUCUUCCAAGGAGAAUAAAGGUAAGCGUGGCUGGUUGUGUAAUGCAAGUGAUGCUACUCUACAUGCUUGGGUGUUCAAGUUCUUAUGUGACAAGAAAGGCAUUAACCUUUGAAGGCUUGUGAGGUUGGCUGCUCAUAUUUUGUGCCAUGUCGAAGAACUUAGCUGGGUGCUUAUUUUGCUUGUGAUCAUGACUUAUGGUGGCUGAUCAUAUUGUGUGCCCAGAAACUUAUUUAUGUGCUUAGUUUGAUUGUCGUGAAGACUGAUGGCAUGUUGGAUGUGUGCUCACUUUGCCUGGGCUGUAAUGAGCCAUGCUUGGCUAGUUGCUGAUUUUGUAAUUAGUAUUGUAAUAUGAAUCACCUAGGCUUAAACCUUCUACAUAUAUGUAUAUAUAUGUUGUUCUCUGAAAAAUGAGUGUGAUGCUACUAUGACAA